This is a messenger RNA of Malurus melanocephalus (red-backed fairy wren), 821 nucleotides long. It is a transcript of the gene CD99, whose product is annotated as CD99 molecule (Xg blood group). Gene Ontology annotation, biological process: T cell extravasation; positive regulation of neutrophil extravasation; homotypic cell-cell adhesion. The record is from RefSeq and is a predicted model, not a curated record. The coding region runs from base 159 to 725 and encodes 188 amino acids. The transcript is spliced from 11 exons. NCBI's taxonomy places the organism in Eukaryota, Metazoa, Chordata, Aves, Passeriformes, Maluridae.
GGCUGGAAGGAGGGGCCCCGGGGCGCGGCGGCCGGAGCGGGCUGGGCGGUGUCCCGGCCCCGGGGCGUUGCCGCUCUUGGCGCCGCUGGAGCAGCUGCRGCUCUACCCCGAGCGGCUGUCGAGCGGCGUGUGCGUGUGUGUUUGUGGGGCGGGCAGCCAUGCGGCGCUGGAGGCUCCUUCUCUUCCCGGUGCUCCUCGCCGGCCUGGUCUCCGUCAGAGGCCAAGAUGACUUCUCCUUAGGAGAUGCACUUCCUGAAGAAAGUACAAAGAAGCCUCCUGUGACUCAGAAGACACCAUCAUCAGAUCCAGAUGAUUUUGACUUGAUCCAUGCUCUUAGUCCUGAUGAUUCCAAGCCACAUCCUCCUGCAAAUCCUGGAGACACUGAUAACCCCAAGCGAGAUCCACCUAAAGGCUCUGACACAUUUGAUGACUUAGAUCUAUUGGAUGGCAAUUCACCAAAAGGAGGAGGUGAUGGCAGUGGCAGCAAUGAAAGAAAGGGUCCAACUCCAAAAAAUGGCCAAGAAGAUGAGGCUUCUCAGGGAGCAAUAGCUGGAAUUGUAAGUGCUGUGGCUGCUACUGUAAUUGGAGCAGUAUCUAGUUUCAUUGCUUACCAGAAGAAAAAGCUCUGUUUCAAGCAAAGCGCAGAUGAAGAGAAUGUAAAUAUGGACAGCCACAGGGGAGCACAAUCUGAGCCACCUGUUCAGCGCACACUUCUGGAAAACUAAAUAAAAGAAAGAGUGAUGAAGAACAGAUCUUUGGAACUGGAUAAAAAACCUGCAAUUCUGCCUGAAGAAAAAAAAAAAAGGAAAAAAAAAAAAAAA